AUGGCGACAAAAUCAGAAGGCGAGGGACAAGACUCCAUUAUCAUCGCUGAACUCGAUCCGGAGAAGACAGUUCCAGCCUCUGAAAACAUUGAACCGGCACCAGAUAGCGGCGCAAGAGCAUGGGUCGUUGCAGCUGGUGGCUCAUGUCUCUUCUUCUGUUGCCUGGGUUUCUCGAAUGCAUUUGGCACUUUUGAGGAGUACUACCUGGCACACCAGCUCCGUGGAGAAUCACUAGACAAUAUUGCUUGGAUUGGGUCUCUAUCAGCUUUCCUCCAAUUCGCAUCAGGCCUUGUUGGAGGACCGCUGUUCGAUCUCUUUGAUCGUACUCCCAGUCGCAGUUGCAUACGUCUUCGCUAUGAUGAUGUUGAGUCUGUGCAAAAAGUACUGGGAAGUCAUGCUCGUGCAAGGCGUUCUGAUCGGAAUAGUCAUGGGAUUCCUGCAGUUGCCAGCAAUCGCAGCAGUAUCACAAUAUUUCGACAAGAAACGAGCAGCUGCCCUUGGGGUGGUCAUGUCUGGAUCGUCAAUCGAGAUCGAAAAUUCAUCCUCCUGAUUGUCUCGCUAUUCUUCAUGUUCAUUGGCAUGUUCGCUCCACUUUUUUUCAUCCCGACAUAUGCGGUCACGAGAGGCAUGAGCCCAACGCUUGCCGGUUACAUGUGUGCGAUUCUCAACGCGGCCUCGACAUUCGGUCGUAUCAUUCCUGGUGUUCUGGCGGACAAAUACGGGAGAUUAAACGUUUUUGCCGCUGGUGGUCUGGUUAGUGGUGUCAUCAUCUUCUGCAUGAAUUCGGCAAAAUCCGAUGCAGCGGUGAUCGCCUAUUCAGUCGCCUUUGGCUUCAGUUCUGGAGCAAUCAUCUCCGGCGCUUCCGCUGCCUUUACCCUCUGCUGUAAAGAUCCCAGAGAUCUGGGUACAUACAUGGGAAUGGGCUUGUCCCUCAGCGCUCUUGGAGGAGUGAUUGGCCCCCCGGUGAAUGGAGCAAUCAUCAACAACUAUGGGAGAUUCUUUCAAGCAUCCAUGUUCAGCGGUGCAGUAUGCUUGUUCGGCAGGUUUAUUGCACUUCUGACCAAGCUUACAGCUCCUCAAGGUCUUUUGGGAAAGGCAUAAUGCUUGAUGCUUCCCGACCUAUCUGAAUUGCGCAACAAAUUGGGGCUUCAGGAGAGAGAAGUCAUAUAUUAAAAAUUGUCUAAACUUGACAAGGAAGUUAGUUAUAAUUCCAAUGUUCUUGCAGAGUUGCUAGAUGCAAAUGGAAUAUGUG
This is a messenger RNA of Monascus purpureus, 1252 nucleotides long. NCBI's taxonomy places the organism in Eukaryota, Fungi, Ascomycota, Eurotiomycetes, Eurotiales, Aspergillaceae. The record is from the annotation of a GenBank genome assembly.